AAAGGAGAUUUCGGUGGUUCUUAAGAGUUCUUACCUUCGGGGAAUGAACUUGGCAUCCUUCUUCAUUGCCAGCAAAAUCACAGUGUUUAUGACAUUCAUGACCUACGUGUUGCUGGGCAAUCGGAUUUCAGCGAGCCGGGUGUUUGUCGCUGUCUCUCUGUAUGGUGCAGUGAGGCUGACAGUCACUCUAUUCUUCCCAGCGGCCAUUGAGAAAGUAUCUGAAACGUUGGUCAGCAUUAGACGAAUCAAGAACUUUCUAAUCCUUGAUGAAGUUCCUCUGUUUAAACCACAACUCAAAAAUAACAUUGAAAACCCUUUUCUUAACCUACAUGAUUUGACUUGCGCCUGGGACAAGAGCUGUGUACCAGGAUGCCGACAUCUAUCUUUUGGAUGAUCCGUUAAGCGCGGUGGAUGCAGAAGUGAGCAGGCAUUUGUUUGAAAGCUGUGCACAGAUUGAGAGUAAGAACAGUGCAUGUGUCAAGAGCAGAAGUUUGGAAGCCCUUCAGAAGGUUGUGCUAUUUUACUGCAUGUUUGAGACUUCUUUGUAUAUGUUUAAUAAUAUUCAGGUGGUGAGCACUGUGAAAGCCAUUCCCAAAUCUUUACUUUUAUUCAAGAUUGAUUUGGAGAUGGGACCACUCUUAACAGCACUGCCAGAAGAAAGUCGAUCAGAAGGAAAAAUUGGCCUUACCAUUUAUAAGAAGUAUUUUUCUGCUGGUGCAAAUUAUUUUGUAACUUUUAUACUUUUAGUUCUCAAUAUUUUGGCACAGGUUUAACUGUGGCUACGAUACUUUUCAGUAUACUGAGGAGCCUACUUAUGUUUCACAUUUUGGUUAACGCAGCCCGGACUUUACAUAAUAAAAUGUUUCAGUCGGUUUUGAGAACUCCAGUGCUGUUUUUUGACAGAAACCCUAUUGGAAGGAUCCUAAAUCGUUUCUCCAAAGAUAUUGGCCAUCUGGAUGACUUGUUGCCAUUAACAUUCUUGGACUUUGUACAGACCUUUCUUCAGGUUUGUGGAGUGGUCGGCGUGUCGAUUGCUGUGAUACCCUGGAUUCUCAUCCCAUUGGUUCCUCUUCUUAUUGUUUUCAUAUUUCUUCGACGCUACUUUUUGGAUACAUCAAGAGAUAUCAAACGUUUGGAAUCUACCACUCGAAGCCCAGUUUUUUCUCAUUUAUCAUCAUCUCUUCAGGGACUUUGGACCAUUCGUGCUUUUCAGGCACAGCAAAGAUUCCAAGAAAUAUUUGAUGCACACCAAGACCUACACACAGAUGAUAUCAGUGGAACGAGUAACGGAAUACACCGAAUUGGAACAGGAAGCACCAUGGCAUACCUAUAAACGUCCACCAGCAGAGUGGCCAACUGAAGGAGUGAUUGCGUUUGAUGAUGUGAACUUCGCUUACAGUGCAGAUGGUCCUUUAGUGUUGAAACAUUUGUCUGUUUUAAUUAAAUCUAAAGAAAAAGUUGGAAUUGUGGGAAGAACAGGAGCUGGCAAAAGCUCUCUAAUAGCUGCUCUUUUCCGGUUGGCCGAGCCCCAAGGAAGAAUUUGGAUUGAUAAAUAUUUGACAUCAGAACUAGGACUUCAUGACUUGAGGAAGAAAAUUUCAAUCAUACCUCAGGAGCCAGUUUUAUUUACCGGGACUAUGAGGAAGAAUUUGGAUCCUUUCAAUGAAUAUAGUGAUGAAGACUUGUGGAAUUCUUUAGAAGAGGUCCAAUUGAAAGAAGCAAUAGAAGACCUACCUGACAAACUGGAAACACAAUUGGCAGAAUCUGGAUCUAAUUUUAGCGUUGGCCAGAGACAACUGGUGUGCUUGGCCAGGGCUAUCCUGAAGAAGAAUAAGAUACUGAUCAUCGAUGAAGCAACUGCAAAUGUUGACCCGAGAACAGAUGAGCUGAUUCAAAAGACAAUCCGUGAAAAGUUUGCCCAGUGUACUGUUUUGACAAUUGCACACAGACUGAACACCAUCAUCGACAGUGACAGGAUUAUGGUCUUAGAUCGGGGACGCCUGAAAGAAUAUGAUGAGCCAUACAUUUUGCUGCAAGAAAAGGAAAGCCUGUUUUACAAGAUGGUUCAACAACUGGGUAAGGCUGAAGCUCUCUCCAUCGUAGAAACAGCCAAACAGGUUUAUUUUAAGAAGAAUUAUCCUGAAGUUACUUCAAGUGAUCGAGCAGUCACCAGUUCAUCAACAUCUGAAUCUCAAGGACUAAUAAUUUUUGAGACUGCGCUAUGAUCUUAUGAAAUCAUUGGGAGGGGGCAGGUUCUCUUUUCUUGUCCUUUUAACAGAAUGUAACCCUAUCAAAAUACAAGAUGAAUCUUCCAAUUCAUUCAAACUGUUUUUGCACUGGAAUAUUGUCACACAGAAAAAGAAAAUAUAUUUUUAAAUAGUCCUUGCUCCUUAUAUUUACAUACUAUGUUGUUCAGAAUUUUUUUAAGAAUUGUAUAUCUUAAAGUGCCUAAUUUUGUGGAUUUCGCAAGAAGAAGCUUGUGCCACAAAAACUGAAGCCCAGUUCCAUGAUGGAUAAGUUUGCUCAGGAAUUCACAAUUUCCUCCUUUUCUCUAAUAAUAAUGCACUGUAAGAUUCCUGAAUGUGCUGCUGUUACAUCAUCCAUGGGUUGAUUUGUACUUAUGUCCUUUAUAUAGUGUGGUUUUGUUAUGCAGAGGCAGAGAGACAUAGUCCUGUAGUUGUGCAAUUUCCUUUUUUUCCAAUCAGUACAAACUUUCACCAAAAUCAGCUUCCUGUGUGAGAAUCCUUAAAGCCAAAUCUGCUGUAUUCCAGAAGCUCAGUCUUUAAAGGAGAAGCAGAAUAAGUUGCAAUGUUUUAACACCUACUACCCAGACCGAUAUAAUAUCUGUCCUCUGUUUUUGAUCCCCUCGUUCUACUGUGCAAUGAUAGCCAGUGAGCCGUAUUUCAUUUAGAGAUCAAAUAUGGCAUACAUAUUUUUAUUCACUGCUCUGCUACCCUUGACACAUUGAAACCCCUGUUGCUGGACACUCUUAUAGUUGUAAGACAUCUUUCUCAAGUGGGGAAAAUGUAGUUUUCUAGUUUUGCACAUUAAAAACAAGUUGGGAAAGAGCAAGAUCAUCAGAGGUGGUAUUCAGCCGGUUCGGACCAGUUCGUCAGAACUGAUAGCAACCCGUCCUGGCUCUAUUUCAUCCUAUUUACAAAUGUUUUUUGAGUAAAGCACAUGUACGGAAGGCCGGAGUGAGCCAAACGAGCAUGUGAGCCAGUGGUGGGUUCCGGAUCCUGUUGCAACCGGUAUAGUGCAGUGGGGCCCAGCACCCACCACAUGAAUGCGCACAGGGCAUGCAUGUAUACUUAUCAUCUGUGACGCUCCGCGAUGCUCCAGCUGCUCAGCGGAGCAUUGCACAGGUGCCUUAUGCUUGGUGUGCGGAAGCCCCGAAGAGCUCAAAUACAUGUAAGAAUGGCGGGCGGGUGGGCCCUCUGGAGCACUGUACCAGAACGGGACUGUUGUAGCCCAACAGCAGCUGUCUGAGCUGUUGGUGGAAUCUGACAGCGAUGAACACUAUGGGACUGCCCUGGAGGCUAAGGAAGACUGGAGUCAGAGCAGAGACUAGAGAGGCCAUCAGAUGGCGUCUGAGUCAAAGAGCAGUGAGGAAGAACUGAGGGAGGCUGUCCCUGAUGUACGUAUGCAUAGGGCCCAGAGGAGGAGGGAGCAGCU
Thamnophis sirtalis is the source of this 3675-nucleotide messenger RNA. NCBI's taxonomy places the organism in Eukaryota, Metazoa, Chordata, Lepidosauria, Squamata, Natricidae. The record is from RefSeq and is a predicted model, not a curated record.